Dermacentor albipictus is the source of this 1519-nucleotide messenger RNA. Its product is annotated as zinc finger and SCAN domain-containing protein 29-like. Lineage: Eukaryota; Metazoa; Arthropoda; Arachnida; Ixodida; Ixodidae. The record is from RefSeq and is a predicted model, not a curated record.
GCGCCAACAUCUGUACGGCACCAUACCUGUAGGCUGUGAGCCGCCUUCGCUACGUAUAUGGGUGGCCCUGUAUGUGUUGCUUUGCCGACACAUUUCUCAAUUUCACAGAUGCACUGUUUGCCUCCGCGUCAAGCGGCAAACAAGAGGCGGUGUAUUCGGUAUACAGCAGCAUAAACAACCGCCUCGCUCAUUUAUACCAACGCCGUGUGAGCGGUGGCAUCCGCGCGUUUUCGUGAGAGAACAUGGCCUACAAAUGAGCACUUAUGCGAGCACGGUUUUCUCUAAUAAUGCUCUAUAGCGGCGUUUACAUGAAUGCGACAGUGGCGCAUCGCAUCGCAUUUCUAGCGCAUCGCAUGCAUGUAAACAGCGGUAAUGCGCUAGGAAGGCGCAUCGCAUUAAUGCGCCAGGCGAGGGUAGCUUUACGGACGCCAGUCGACUCUCGCGGAGCAUGUAAACGCAGCAUCGUCGCAUUAGGAAUUAUGGGAAGGAAUUUGCUGCGGGACUGCCGCGCUGGUGACCAAAAAAAAAAAAACAGCAACGCCCGAAUCAGAAGCAACAUGGCGUCCUCCCCGGCAGCUUCGUUCGCCGCAGCUUCGCGAAAUUAUUUCUCCGUAGAGGAAACCGCGGCUUUCCUUGCCAUUAUAUCAGAACUGAAUAUUGGUGAACUCCUAGAUUCGUGCCGCCAACGAAAUCAAGUUCACUUCACGAAGGUACAGCAAGAAAUGGCUCUAAUUGGAUAUUGCCGCACUUGGCAGCAACUGCGUACACAUUGGAAGAAUCUGAAGGGGAAAUACAACAAGGUAAGUUGUCUUGCUGAGCUCACUGAUGUUCUGAAAGGCUUUGCCAGACUCGCACUCAUGUUUCGAAAAAUAUUUCUUUUCUCGCUAGGAAAGAGAGCUACAAAUGUUAAGCGGCGCGGCGCCAUCGAAAUGGCGAUGGUACAAAGAAUUAAGUGCCAUUCUGUGCCACCGGCCCAUGGUGGAGGCCCAUCACUAUGGCCUCGACAGUGACGCUAGUGUCGCCGACGAAGACAACACAGGUCAGAGUGAUGACGAGAGGGGCUCGCACUUUGAAAGCCUCGACUCGCCUGGUGGCAGCCAGACCUGCGAGAUGAGCUCAAGCCCAACCACUGGCUCUACCAUGCCACCUGUAAAGCGGGCCAGAACCAGUACCUUGGGACUGCCCGAAUUGCUAGAACGGCAGCAUCAAAGAACAGCUGCACUACUGCAAGAGCAGAAUGAAGUUCUCUUUAAGCAGCAAAAAGAGCUGCUGCAACAGGAGAAUGAGAAUUUUAAGGAUGUGAUGGCUGGCAUCACAGCGUCAUUUCUGCAAGGAACCCAAGCGAUGAUGUCACAAUUGGCCAGACAGCCUGUGCCAGCAUUUGGGCAGAUGCCAUACCCAUUUUCACUUAAUCAACAAGAAGGACUGUAUGUAUUUUCUACUCAGCCUCAGGGUCAAGGCCCAAGUAAUGCUCAGGGCCCAAGUAAUGCUGCAAAUCAGCAGUGAAGUGAGGAAGGUC